AGAGUAUACUUGCAAAAGAAGUGUCCUUGUGGUAGUAUUUCAGAUGGGUUAGAGUAGCAUUCCAAUAAUGUCAACAACCAGUUAUUAAAGUAUGGUAAAUUAAGUUAAACCAACAAAUAAAUUUAGAUAUAGAACUCCCAUUGAUUAUUUUCAAUUAUAUUUAUACCUACUAAAACUAAAAGGUAGCAACUUUUGAAAUGCGAUUUCUUAUACAGUUGUCUUAUUCCUAGUUUUCUGCUACAAAAAAGCUUUGUAAUAUAAUAAGUAAUACUUAUUUUAUCAUUUAUGUUAGUAUAAUUCCAGGAAACCAAAGGUAUCUUAAUUUGAGUAAAUUUACCUUAUUCGAUAAUUACUAAUCACCUUUAAGAUGUUUUCCAGCAGUCCAGAUAAAUUAUUUGAAAAUACCUUAAGAUGUUUUUCUAACUCUUUUACCGUGUCCCUGUUUCAGGUUGCAACUCAAAAUUCUAGUUGGCAAGUUUUGAUAGAAGGAGAUCACAAGGCUCAGGAGUGUGGUGUCUUGUUUAAUGAAACCAGUGCCAAGGCAGGAUUUAAAAUAAAGUGCUCGAAGCAAGCAGGAGGAAUGGAAUGUGGUUAUUUUGUUAUGAAAUAUAUGAAAGACGUUGCGUCAGAUGUCAAACUCUUGAAACAAAAUGUGAUGUUAGUUGUCUGGUUGGGCGAUAUGUACUUAUGAACAUAGUGAUCAUUUUUCAGUGUUGAUGAACGAGGCUGCUAGGAAGACUUGAUGAUGUGAAGCUGGCUGGGCGAUAUGUACUUAUGAACUGUUAUUGGCGUUGUAUGUACGAUGUGUAGGAUGCUCACUUUUUGGACAAAACUAUGUAGUGGUAAAGUGAUCACUUUUGUGUUGGAACUUGCUGGAAUUUUUGUCAUGUUUUGUCCAGCAUACCUAGAAUGGCAAAGUUCAACAACAAUGUAUCUUGGAGUUUGACAUGAAUAUUAUGCUUUAAAUG
This is a messenger RNA of Cuscuta epithymum, 968 nucleotides long. Lineage: Eukaryota; Viridiplantae; Streptophyta; Magnoliopsida; Solanales; Convolvulaceae. The record is from the annotation of a GenBank genome assembly.